This is a messenger RNA of Cucumis melo (muskmelon), 1195 nucleotides long. RefSeq names its product 11-beta-hydroxysteroid dehydrogenase A-like. Lineage: Eukaryota; Viridiplantae; Streptophyta; Magnoliopsida; Cucurbitales; Cucurbitaceae. The coding region runs from base 1 to 1059 and encodes 352 amino acids. Gene Ontology annotation, molecular function: oxidoreductase activity. The record is from RefSeq and is a predicted model, not a curated record. The transcript has 6 exons.
AUGGAUCCCCUCAAUAAUUUCUUAAACCUUAUACUUCCACCCACUUCUCUAGUAUCUUUCUUCUUUUUUCUCCCAAUUUACUUGUUUUUCAAAUCUCUCUCAUCCAUAAUUAGGUCUAUUUUCAGCGAAGAUGUCGCCGGAAAAGUUGUUCUCAUCACCGGAGCAUCCUCCGGCAUCGGCGAGCAUCUGGCGUACGAAUAUGCUAAGCGAGGAGCUUAUUUGGCGUUGGUCGCCAGAAGAGAGAACCGGCUCCGGGAAGUGGCCGCUGUGGCUCAGUAUUUAGGGUCACCUUAUGCUCUCGUGAUUCCGGCGGAUAUUUCCAAGAUUGAAGACUGUAAACGGUGUAUCCAAACCACCGUCACCCACUUCCGCCGACUGGAUCAUCUGGUGAACAACGCAGGAGUAUCAAGCGUCAACCUGUUUGAAGAAUACGACAACCUCCAAAAUGCUGUCCCGGUGAUGGAUGUAAACUUCUGGGGAAUGGUAUAUUGUAGCUAUUAUGGGAUUCCACACUUAAAGCAAAGCAGAGGGAAGAUCAUCGGAAUCGCUUCUUCCGCUGCAUGGUUGCCUGCCCCCAGGCUCAGCUUCUACACCUCUAGCAAAGCAGCAGUGAUAAGCUUCUACGAGACAUUAAGAGUGGAGGUUGGAAGAGACAUCGGAAUCACCAUCGUCACGCCCGGGCUGGUUGAGUCGGAGAUGACACAGGGAAAAUUCAUAUCCAAAGAUGGCCGUUUAUACCUGGACCAACAACUCAGAGACGCUACAGUGAGUGCAAUGCCGAUUAUGCCGAUCGACGAUGCGGUGAAGGGGAUAUUAAGGAGUGUGUGUAGGGGAGACCGGUAUGCGACGGAGCCACGGUGGAUGAGAAUGGCGUUUUACUAUAAAACGUUGUGGCCUGAGUUAGUAGAGUGGUUUAAUUACUUGAUUAACAUGCGUGGUUCAUCUGAUUCUCCUACAGAUACUUUUGGGAAAAGGCUGAUUCAGCUCAGUGGAUUGAAGAGUUGGUUUUAUCCGGACUCUGUUCGUUCACCGGACUUGGCCGACCUCAAAACUAGCUGAUUCCCACUUCUCCCAAUUACCCCAUAAGUUGAUGUGUUGUAAAAUUUCAGUUCAGUUUUAUAUGUAAAAAGAGAUUUACACUCAAUAUCUCAUGACUGAAACUCCAUCUAUGAAUUUUGUUAAUGUUUGAUGGUUA